This is a messenger RNA of Chara braunii, 1085 nucleotides long. The record is from the annotation of a GenBank genome assembly. NCBI's taxonomy places the organism in Eukaryota, Viridiplantae, Streptophyta, Charophyceae, Charales, Characeae.
GGGAGAUGAGAGAGAGCGUGGCGACAGGAGGCGUGGACCAGUAUGUUUUAACUGCAAUGAGGUCGGCCAUUAUGCCAACCAGUGCUCAAGACCCAGGAGGUAUAUGGGAGCGUCUCGACCGUCGACGUCCUCGGAGUCAAGGCGAUCAAGGUCCCCGUGGGGAGGAGAUUGGAGACGCGAACCCGCAGUACAGCUAGACCUAAGGGUGAAGCACCAAAUCAGUGAUCUGGGGAAGAGUGUUCCAGCGAUGCAACAACAUUUCGAGGAGGAACGCAUUCGAAAAGAGAAUCAACUACGCCGCAAGCAGGAAAAGGAGGAAGAAAAACGGCAAGCAGAGGAAGCGAGAGCUCGGGAGGAUGAGGAACGAGCUAUCAGAGACGCGAAGGCCCAGAAGAAGGAGCGACUGAGGCGGGAAGUCGAAAGCCGGGCGGAACUGAAGAAGGACUUGGAUAUGCAAUUGGCGUUGCAGGUAAGUGAGAUGGAGGAUAAAUUUGUACAACGCCUGCGUAAGGCUGUGGAGGAACUACAAAAGUUGCCGAGUGGGAAGGGCAAGGAAGUGAAGCAGCCCUCGGAUACGGAUGAUAGUGAUAGUGGGAGUGAAGCAAGUGUUACGCAGGAAUUGAGUGAGAAGACAGCGGGUCUGGUUAUCUCGAAGAAACGGAAGAGAGGGAAGGAGAAGGUGGGGCGGGACAGCCCACCGAGGGAGUCACCGGCCAAACGUACGCCGGGACAGCGUCGCAAGCAAGCGACCUAUGCCGGGAGGGUGACACGUGCGCAAGCAAAAGUGGUUAAGUCUCCCGGAUCAGCCAAACGAGCCACACCGGUUCGGACGCCGCUAUCUGCCGCAAGGAGGAGAGUAAUGCCGGUUACGCUAGGACUGGCUACUACGGACACAAAGGACGAUCUGGCGAGAUAUAAGUAUCGCAACUUGGUGAUGAUGGGUUUGAAGCAGCUGGAUGCCAAUGAGCUCCAACGGAUUUGCCGGGACAAAGGGAUCACAUAAGAUGGGAAGAUUGAUGCGAUAUCGCCGAUCAUCGCACUUACUUGCACUUUGGGGAGGAGCGGGCACCGCCGAAACCGAUCGA